Aureobasidium musti is the source of this 243-nucleotide messenger RNA. The record is from the annotation of a GenBank genome assembly. NCBI's taxonomy places the organism in Eukaryota, Fungi, Ascomycota, Dothideomycetes, Dothideales, Saccotheciaceae.
AUGCCCAUCUCUUCACAACUGAACUUCAUCAACGAGUUCGCAACUCUCGAGUCUGAGGAUGAGGAUGCUGUAAAAUCUAGCCAUGCACUUGACUUGCUGGCUGAGAUUUAUGCUGCCGAGAAGCAGCAGAAUGACAAGGCUGUUAAGGCAUACGACUUGCUGGCUAGCAAGUACGAUCCCAUCAGAGCCAAUUACUGGGCUUAUCUGAAGGAUCAGUUGAGCCAGGGACAGGUGGCUGCUUAA